AUUCCACACUCACUCAUUUCCUUUCCCUUUAAACAGUCAUAAAGACACUGACUGUUUUUUCUCUCUCUAAAAUUUUAUCUUCUUCCAUGGCUUCUCGCCGGAAAAUCAAGAAUUCCCUCCGGGAACCACAUUAUUGAUUCGCAUUCUUCUUUAAAAGGGUUGGAACAAGAAAACAAAGGGUGUUUAUAAAUGGCGGUGUUUUUAAGGUUUGUUUUUUGUUUUCUAUUCUUUGCUUUACUCGGAUUGAGUCGUUACAGGGUUUUUUCAGAGCCAACACAGGAUAAGCAAGCUCUCCUUGCUUUUCUGUCUCAGAUCCGACAUGCGAAUCGGGUCCAAUGGAAUUCUUCUGCUUCUGCUUGUACUUGGUUUGGGGUUGAAUGUGACCCGAAUAACACUUUUGUUUAUUCACUGAGACUUCCGGCUGUUGGUCUCGUCGGAAAAAUUCCUUCGAACAGUUUAGGCCGGCUGAGUCAACUUCGAGUUCUUAGUCUUCACGCCAAUCGUCUAUCUGGUUCAAUCCCUUCGGAUUUUUCUAACCUUAAGCUUCUUCGUAGUCUCUAUCUUCAAAAAAAUGAGUUUUCCGGCGAGUUUCCCGAGAGUAUUCCCGGGUUGACCCGGUUAAACAGGCUGGAUCUUUCGUCCAAUAACUUCACUGGUACUAUCCCUUUCUCUAUCAAUAAUCUGACCCAUUUGACUGGACUUUUAUUGCAGAACAAUAGCUUUACUGGUACUCUUCCUAGCAUUAAUCCGCCUGGUUUAGUAGAUUUCAGUGUUUCGAAUAAUCAGCUAAAUGGGUCAAUUCCUACUGCACUUUCCAAAUUCCCAGCUUCCUCUUUUGCUGGUAACAUUGAUUUAUGUGGCGGCCCAUUGCCCCCAUGUACCCCAUUUUUUCCUUCUCCGUCACCUUCCCCUGAAACAGAACCAAAAACCCCUCCGUCAAUUAAGAAAUCCAAAAAGCUAUCAACAGCUGCCAUCGUUGGAAUAGCUAUAGGUUCAGCAAUUGGGGUUCUACUACUCUUGUUACUCCUUUUCUUCUGUUUAAAACGAAGAAAGAAAGACCCAUCAAAGACACAAAAGCCUCCGGUAGCAUCAAGACCUGCCGGGGCAGUAACAGGGGCAGCGGCUGAGGCAGGUACAUCGUCGUCUAAAGACGAUUUAACCGGUGGUUCAGGUGAAGGGGAAAGGAAUAAACUUGUGUUCUUUGAAGGGGGUGGGUAUAGUUUUGAUCUUGAAGAUUUGUUAAGAGCUUCUGCUGAGGUUCUUGGAAAAGGGAGUGUUGGAACAAGUUACAAAGCUGUUCUUGAAGAAGGCACUACAGUUGUUGUUAAAAGGCUUAAAGAUGUCGUUGUGCCUCGAAAAGAUUUUGAGCAACAAUUGGAAGUAAUGGGGAAGAUGAAACAUGAAAAUGUGCUUCCUUUGCGAGCAUUUUACUAUUCAAAAGAUGAAAAAUUGUUGGUAUCUGAUUACAUGCCUGCUGGAAGUUUAUCAGCUCUUCUCCAUGGUAGUAGAGGAUCAGGGCGUACGCCACUUGACUGGGAUAGUCGAAUGAGGAUAGUGUUAGGUGCAGCAAGAGGCAUUGCAUACCUCCAUAUUUCAGGAAAAGUUGUACAUGGAAACAUCAAGGCUUCGAAUGUUCUCCUUAAACAAGAUAACCAAGAUGCAUGUGUAUCCGACUACGGAUUGAACCCUCUAUUCUCCACCUCUGCACCAGUUAACCACCGUGUUGCAGGAUAUCGUGCACCUGAGGUUCUUGAAACUAGAAAAGUCACCUAUAAAUCGGAUGUGUAUAGCUUUGGAGUGUUAAUGUUGGAGCUCUUAACGGGUAAAGCUCCAAACCAAGCUUCACUAGGUGAAGAAGGCAUUGAUUUGCCUAGAUGGGUCCAAAGUGUUGUAAGAGAAGAAUGGACCGCGGAGGUGUUUGAUGUUGAACUAAUGCGAUACCAUAAUGUGGAAGAAGAGAUGGUACAACUACUUCAGAUAGGUAUGGCAUGUGUCGCUACCAUGCCAGACCAACGACCUGCCAUGACCGAGGUGGUUAGGAUGAUCGAAGAAAUGAAUCGUGGUGAUACAGAUGAUGGUCUUAGACAAUCCUCCGACGAUCCCUCUAAAGGUUCUGAAGGCCAAACACCUCAGGAGUCUAGAGGUUCACCUCAUGGUGUUACACCAUAAAAAGAAAAUUAAUCAUAAAAAUGGAUGGCUUGAUUUGUCAAAAAUUCUCAGAAAAGCCUAAAGUAAAUUGUAUUAGAUUGUUAGGUGGGGAGCCUUUUAUGUGUUUUUAUUUUAUUUCAUUUUUUUUCCUUCUUGAAAUUAUUAUUUUGAGAAAAUUUGUGGAAUGAUUUUUACAGAUGGUUAGUUGAGAAAUUUGAAUAUUUCAGUUGGAAGUGAUUGGGAAAUUGACCUUGUGAGUUGUUUAAAAAAAAUCAUGUGAUUCUUUUGGUAUAAAAAGCUGUUGA
Solanum pennellii is the source of this 2453-nucleotide messenger RNA. Its product is annotated as probable inactive receptor kinase At2g26730. The transcript has 2 exons. The record is from RefSeq and is a predicted model, not a curated record. Gene Ontology annotation, biological process: protein phosphorylation. Lineage: Eukaryota; Viridiplantae; Streptophyta; Magnoliopsida; Solanales; Solanaceae. Gene Ontology annotation, molecular function: ATP binding; protein kinase activity; protein binding. Bases 190 to 2169 code for a protein of 659 amino acids.